CCGCGGGCCCGGGCCAUGGCGAUAGACCGGCGGCGCGAGGCGGCGGGCGGCGGGCCCGGGCGGCAGCUGCCCCCGACCGAGGAGAACGGCUCCCUGCCGCCGGGAGACGCGGCGGCCUCGGCGCCCCUCGGGGGGCGCGCGGGCUCUGGCGGCGGCGGCGGCGCGGAGAUCCAGCCGCUGCCCCCGCUGCCUCCCGGUGCUGGCGGCGCGCACCCGGGCUGCUGCUCGGCGGCGGCGGCCCCGAGUCUGCUGCUGCUGGACUACGACGGGUCGGUGCUGCCCUUCCUCGGCGGCCUGGGCGGCGGCUACCAGAGGACCCUCGUGCUGCUCACCUGGGUCCCCGCGUUGUUCAUCGGCUUCACCCAGUUCUCGGACUCGUUCCUCCUGGACCAGCCCAACUUCUGGUGCCGCGGGGCCGGCAAGGGCUCCGAGCUGGCGGGGGCCGCGGCUGGCGGCCGCUGGGGCGACCUGGGCAACUGGACCAGCCCCGCGCCCACCACCUUCUCUACUGGGGCCUGGGGGGCGACGGGCAACGGCAGCGACCCCGGCGGCGACACGCCGCCCCUGCCGUCCCCUCCGGACAAGGCGGACAACGCCUCCAAUUGCGACUGCCACGCGUGGGACUACGGCAUCCGCACCGGCCUCGCCCAGAACGUGGUCAGCAAGUGGGAUCUUGUGUGUGAUAAUGCCUGGAAGGUCCAUAUCGCUAAGUUCUCCUUACUGGUUGGAUUAAUCUUUGGCUACCUAAUAACUGGAUGCAUUGCUGACUGGGUUGGCCGGCGGCCGGUGCUCCUGUUUUCCAUCAUCUUCAUUCUGAUUUUUGGACUGACUGUGGCACUGUCAGUGAACGUGACCAUGUUCAGCACACUCAGGUUCUUUGAAGGAUUUUGCCUGGCUGGAAUAAUUCUCACCUUGUAUGCAUUACGAAUAGAGCUGUGUCCCCCGGGAAGACGGUUCAUGGUCACCAUGGUGGCGAGCUUCGUGGCCAUGGCGGGCCAGUUUCUCAUGCCCGGGCUGGCCGCCCUGUGCCGGGACUGGCAGGUGCUGCAGGCUCUCAUCAUCUGCCCCUUCCUGCUCAUGCUGCUCUACUGGUCGAUAUUCCCCGAGUCUCUCCGGUGGCUGAUGGCCACGCAGCAGUUUGAGGCUGCAAAGAAGCUGAUCCUGCACUUCACCCAGAAGAACUGCAUGAGCCCGGAGAGCGACAUCAAGGGCGUGAUGCCCGAGCUGGAGAAGGAGCUGUCCCGGCGGCCCAAGAAGGUGUGCAUCGUGAAGGUGGUGGGGACCCGGAACCUGUGGAAGAACAUCGUGGUCCUGUGUGUGAACUCGCUCACGGGGUUCGGCAUCCACCACUGCUUUGCCAGGAGCAUGAUGGGCCAUGAGGUGAAGGUGCCACUGUUGGAGAACUUCUACGCCGACUACUACACCAUGGCCAGCAUCGCGCUGGCCUCCUGCCUGGCCAUGUGUGUGGUGGUCAGGUUCCUGGGGCGCCGGGGAGGGCUGCUCCUCUUCAUGAUCCUCACGGCCCUGGCCUCGCUCCUGCAGCUCGGGCUCCUGAACCUGAUCGGAAAAUACAGCCAGCACCCGGACUCAGAACUGCAGCUGAAGUUGGCCGUAGGGAUGAGUGACAGCGUCAAGGACAAGUUCUCCAUUGCCUUCUCCAUCGUGGGCAUGUUCGCCUCGCACGCGGUGGGAAGCCUUAGCGUGUUCUUCUGUGCGGAGAUCACGCCCACCGUGAUAAGGUGCGGCGGGCUGGGGCUGGUGCUGGCCAGCGCGGGCUUCGGCAUGCUGACGGCGCCCAUCAUCGAGCUGCACAACCAGAAAGGCUACUUCCUGCACCACAUCAUCUUCGCCUGCUGCACGCUCAUCUGCAUCAUCUGCAUCCUGCUGCUGCCCGAGAGCAGGGACCAGAACCUGCCCGAGAACAUCUCCAACGGGGAGCACUACACGCGGCAGCCCCUGCUGCCCCACCGGAAGGGGGAGCAGCCGCUGCUGCUCACCAACGCCGAGCUCAAGGACUACUCGGGCCUCCACGACGCGGCGGCGGUGGGCGACGGGCUGCCCGAGGGCGCCACGGCCAACGGCAUGAAGUCCAUGUAGCGGGUGCCCCACCGUCCCCGCGGGGGAGCUGAGGGGUGGGGGAGAGGGUCGCGGGCCGGGGCCGGGGCCGGGGCCAUCCGCAUCCGCUGCUGCCCCAUCGUGAGACUUCACUGGUGUGGGGAAUCCUGUCUUUCCGCGAGUCCCCGGAGGAAACGACUCUUUGGAAACAACCCUUCGAAGACUUCUUUUCUGCCAUUAAACGUUUGUAUUUAUUUUGGUCAUUUUUACCAAGAAGCACUUUAUUCUUUCUCUGAUCAGAAAACCGGACCCUUCUCCCCACCUCUGGCCACUCCAAGGCACACAGUCCCGAGUGACCGACGCAGCGGCCGCUCCCCUGCGGCUCCUCGCCCGCCCGUGGACAGUCGCGACCCUCCCGCGGAGCGUUUCCAGGACUGCGAUUCAGAGUGACCUGCACCCGAGGGGACUGGCGGCUGCAGCUUCCGCUGAGGCCGGAGUUCCUGUCGCCCCUGCCUGGGGAAGCAGCGCCAUCUCUCCCCGGCGCAGCCCCUCUUGGACCUGAUGCCGGAAGCUCUCUGGGAGACGGUCAGACCUCUCACCAGAAACCGCUAGCUGGGGAGCGGGGGUGGCGCCAGGUCUGCAUGGCCGAGGACCCCAGAGGCAGCCCCACGGAGGUCUGCGGCACAUUCGUUUUUGUAAAACUCCCUCCCGGCGUCAGUCAGCCCAGGAGAGAGGCGCCCUCCUUCGCCGUCAGGUCUGUCUGUCUUGCCAGCACUACUUGAAGAUGGGGCUUCUUUCUGAACCAGACAACAGGAAAGUAACUGGAAAAGGCCACCACAGCCGAGCACAGCAGGGAGGGCGGCCUCCCGGAGCCGGCGCGCCGUGCCCAUCCCCAGCACACACCACGGCGAUCCGGCCUGGAUGCUGGCACGCGCCGACCUCACGCCGGGGCCCGCAGCGCCUGCACCAGGUGCUCCCUGGCACGCCCGCCAUCGUCCGUUGCUGCUUUUCACUUGCUCAGCACAGCUGGGGGCUCAGCAGGCGCGAGUCCUGGUGACCUCCGGCCUCUCGGGCACAGCAAGAGGACUCUGGAGAAAGCAAUAACUCACCCCAGCCCAGCCCUGCUCGCAGGGGCUGCGUGGUGUCCUCGUUUCGUCCCGCACAGCGAAGUGACAAGUCCCUCUUGUCACCUCGGGAGGAGAUGUGGCCGCCCAGGCCUCUGCCAGCCCCACCUCCUGGGCCCAGGCUGCACCUGCCGAGUCUCAGGCACCAGCCCUUCCGGACAGCCUGGCUCCUGCCCAGAGCCAUCCACCUCGCCCCUGCGCAAGGCACUUCUUUGCAGGGCCCGUGCUCUGCCAGGAAGGCGUGGACUCCGGCCUCUGCAGGCCUUCAUGCGGCUUCCAGCCAAGGGCUGCUGGAGCUCCGAGGGCCAGCGAGGGGUCGGCUUUCUCUCCUUGUAGCUUGCCACGUGCCCACCUCUCCGUCACGUCUGGCAAAUCCAGCAGCAGGAGCCUGCCGCCUCGGAAGACACCGAGUGGGCGAGGGGCCGUGCAGCCUCGCGCUGCCAGCACACGGCAGCACCGUCAGGCGCUGCCUGGGGGCUGCAGAGGCCCGCGAGUGCCUGGCCAGUCGCCCACUCCCACUUCCAGGUCCAGCUCACCUUCACCUCCCCGAGUCUCCUCCCCUAAGUCGCUUUUGUUCCACGUUUCUAUGUCAGUCCUCGUUCACUUUUAGAUCUGCACAGCCUUCGCGUGCCAAACCUAGAUCUUUACCUUCUUUAGGGUACAUGCUACGUCGUCACCGGGCAGCAAACCUCUAAGGACAGGACAGAUGCAGUGGCCCGGCCAGGAGCCAGGGCGUUGCUGGGUCUACACCUGGACAGGUGUGCACCUGCACUCGCUAUCCCCUGAGGACACCCUGCAAUACUACAGAAGUCGCGAGCAGCCUCACCCCGGUCACGGGGCCUUUAAGUGGAAGUGGCCGCGGUGCCAGCAGUCCCAGGAAGGCGAGGACAAGGUGUGGCAUCUAUAUGCUUCUCAGCUCGCCCUACAAGAACACUGGCCCAACGACGACCGUGCAAAUCCAUCAGCCUCCAGGACCGGGCCGGCCGCGGCUGGGGCACUUGGCUCUUGGCAACGAAGCCUGCUGCGCUGGAGGCCCCCGGAGUCCGCGCCAAGGCAGCCCUGGGCAGCGGCCAAGCGCCCGUUCCACUGCUGCGGCAGCUCGGGGGACACCUGAAGCUCUUGAGGGACACCUUUACGACAUGCAACCAAAGUGUAACAGCCCCGCUGUGGGCAGAGCCCCAGGAGGCAGCAGGUGCACCUGGCUGCAGCGCCCCACCCCCACCCCCAGGCACAUCUGCUGCCCUUGAGCGCCUCGGUCCUGUGUCGUCCUCGGUGAGGACACUUCUCAGGCCCCUGCCCCACCCCAGGGGACAGGGGGAGGUACGGACUCCCCGCUGUGCUCCCGCCACAGCCCCUGCCAGCCGGUCGGGGAGCUGUGAUCCCCUUCCUACAGAAGUUAUGCACCCACGCGAACCCGAGACGGAGCUGGACGUGUCUUCGUUUUGUUCGUUUCCAGAUGUCAAUAGUAACCCGUCAGUGCUCCAACUGUUAGCGCCCAAGACGGAAGGGAACCUUCUCCAUGUGUCCCAGUAGCGUCAUCUCCUGCACCUGGAGAACCGGGCGGGGAGGCUGGUGUGGCCAGAGGACAGCGCGAGUCCUUGCACGACAGCCUCGGCCGGGGCGCCGCCCUCCCGCGCUGCUAUCCUAGAGCCAAACGAGAAGCCCCAGAGCCGGCAGUGCCGCUGGGCGAGCCCUGUGACCGUCGCACUGCCCGGCCUGGGGAGGCCCUCGCUUCCACGCGUGUUUCCAAGGACACCGCCUCACUGACGCACAGCGUGUGCGUCUGGGUGGGGCCGCUUCCCGCCCUCGGCCCUCUGCACCCCGCCUGGGGGAGGGUCCAGUGUAAGAGCCGUGUUGCUGUCUUGUUGAUGGGGACUCCUUGGGCGGUGCCCGUACAUAGCACAAGCUUACCCUGCGUUUCUGGGCUGUCGUCCGCAGCCACGUGUGUCUGCAUGGUGCCGCUGUCGUACCUUGGGGAAACUUUGUAUGUGUGUGUACAGAAAUAAAAGCGUUGCCCAGUAACAGGUUUCCUCUGGAAUGUCUUCCCUACCUCACCUGAUGGUGUCUGAUGACGGGCACCUGGCACCGCCGCGGCCGAGGAACAAACGCGCUCCGUGGUUCAGCCCCCGCGGCGUCACUGUUUCCCCCGCCUGUGCACGCGGCCUUCCUCGCCCCGGCGGGGACAGUGGGGGCCCCUCUCUGCUCAGAGUCCUGGUCUUCAAGGGGACUCGGGCAGAGGUCGGAGCAGGCCGCUCUCCAGGGCAGCCUCAGACCACCCGGGGUCAGUGACUGGAAGAGGACUCUCUGCUCGUGUCCUGCUAGCCAUGGCCUGAGGGCUCCUGGAGGUCAAGGAAUGAGUGUCUCACACUGUGACUGGAGGAAAGACUGACAACCCAAACUCUCUCUAAUGUAGUAUUUUUUAACAAGAAAACUAUUUCUUUAAUAAAGUAUUUAUACCAAACUCCUCA
This is a messenger RNA of Oryctolagus cuniculus (rabbit), 5647 nucleotides long. It is a transcript of the gene SLC22A23, whose product is annotated as solute carrier family 22 member 23. Gene Ontology annotation, cellular component: membrane. Gene Ontology annotation, molecular function: transmembrane transporter activity. Gene Ontology annotation, biological process: transmembrane transport. The record is from RefSeq and is a predicted model, not a curated record. Lineage: Eukaryota; Metazoa; Chordata; Mammalia; Lagomorpha; Leporidae.